AUGACCGCCACCGUGUCACUCUUUGAGCGCAGCAAGCGCGUCUACCUGGAGGAAGAGGCGAAGCUGCAGGCUAUCAUAUGCAGCGACCAGUUCCUCCGCGCAUUUCAGUCAUGGCUUGACCAGAGCAUCUCGCAGCUGGACUUCCAGUACGAGCGAUGCGAACAGCAGUUAUCGGUGCUACAGCAGCACGUGUCGGUGCCCAAAGGUGCUUUCUGGAGUAGCAAGGCAGUCAUUGAGCACUGCAACUUGCACCUGGCGGAGCGCCGGCUUCUGCGCCGUAACACGGAACUGGACGGGGACCAGCACGCAGAGCUGCCGGCGGUGAUUCAGCUCGUGUCGACGCUGCAGCAGACCAAGUCGCACUCCUUCAUCACCCCGAAACAGCGCCGCUUCAUUGAGGAGUGCGAGGCGGAGCUGAAGUCCGUUGUCUUCGAGCCACGCGAUCUCCUUUUCAUCACCAACGCGCUGCAGACGAAGCUCGUUGAGGAUGGCAAUACACGACGUGUCUUUGAUGACUUGACAGUCUUUCAAAACACAAUUGAGGAGGUCUCGCCUGAUAUCGAUCAGUGCGAGCAGCUGCUGGAGGCAAGCAUUGCGAAUGGCGAGAUGGGUCUCGCCGAGGACAUCUCGAAGCGCCAGCUGGAUGUGUACGAGCACCUUUUGCGCCUCAUCACAGACCAGUACCCGAUCAUCUCCAACUACUACUCCGAGUCACGCAGCAGCGAACGUCGGCGGCGCUGGGCAGUGUUCCGCAUGGUGGACCGCGACAUCACCGCCGUAAUCGAGGCGAAGCACCGCCAGAUCGAAGCCUGCGAGGAGGACAUGCUCAAAAUACAAGAGCAGAUGUCCAACUACAGCUCUGACGAUGUGCAGCAGCGCAAGCGCUACGAGGCUGACCGCGCCGAGUCAGACGAGUUCUUACAGCAGAACAAGGAGAAGCAGCAAAGCGUGUGGAACCGCAUCUUUACCCUUUUUCAAGAGUUACAGACAUGCUCGAGUGAGCUGACGACGCUGGCGCAGCAGCGGCACAAGGAGGUGGAGCGACGACUGCAGAUGGAGGAGCGCGAGGCAGGACGGCGCAGCGGACACGAGAGCUUCCUGCAGGCCGCCGCGGAGCAUGCGCAGAAGCUGCAGGACACCAUCAACAACGCCGCCGCCGCGCGCAACCUUGCCACGUCGCUCAACGACUUUGUGCUAGACGGCUGCGACAACAUUGCUGCCAAAUACGACAAGCAGCAGAACGCGCUGGGGGAGCUGUUGCGGCUCGUGCAGCAGCACCACUUCACGCGCUUCUCCGACUACUACAUCGCCGCCAGCCGCUACCUCUACCGCAAGGAGCGGCGGCUGAGCCAGAUGGAUGCGGAGAUGUGCACCAACAAUAUGCAUCGUGAGAUCCUCUCCGACACGCUCGAUCCUCAUGUGAAGGAGUACGUGGAGGCGGACCAGCGACUGUCGCUGCUGCGGCACGAGGUGGCUCAGGAAGUGAUGCGCAUCCGGCACAAGCUAGAGCGAGCAGAGCGGGCCGUCACACCGACCCUGCGGUCACUCGACUUUGCUGGCAUCGCUUAUGUACAUCCUCGCAUUAUUGUAGAGAAGAUGAACCUCAGCCGGUGGAGCACUAUGCUAGACUAUCGCACCUUCAUCAACUUGGAGAAGGACGGUGAAGAAUCGGUUGUACGCGCGACGGCCGCGAUCGAGAAGCUGCGGAGCGAGCUAGAGACCCAGAAGAUGUCGACGCGCAACCAACAUCAACACCAGCGACUGCUGUGCAAUGCGAUGAAAGUGGGCGCCGGGACAGCACCAAGCACGAGUGGGUCGGUCCUGCACGCUUGCGGUGCUGCGGGCAUUAAGUCGACCGUCACGGGCACUGCACCCGCCAAGUCCGCGCCUCUGGGCUUUGUUGAGCGCGUACACGCGAUGGUGCAGCAGGGCGGUACGCGCUUUGGCGGCGCCAGGGGCACAAACACGUCGUCACCCUCGAAGGACACGCCAGGCGGUGCCGCCGCCUCGCCAUACAUUUCGCGUCCGGUGGCACAUUCAACGGCAAGCGUGGUGAACAGCGAUGGGGCUGUCAUCAACACGAGCGCCGCUACAGCCACCCCUGCCGCGCCACUGUCGCUGGCGCACAUGGAAGGGGCGACAUUUCAGGCGCUCUUCGACUACUGCGCCCGCGCGCCAGAUGAGCUAACCUUUGAGGCGGGGCAGGAGAUCAUCUGCAUUAGCCGCGCACCGGAGGAGGGUUGGUUUAGAGGCGUGUGCAACCAGCGCACCGGGCUGUUCCCAAUCAACUACGUUCAGCCUGUGCGCGAGGGAGCCGCGGCGCGGUGA
This is a messenger RNA of Leishmania braziliensis MHOM/BR/75/M2904, 2328 nucleotides long. Its product is annotated as paraflagellar rod protein-like protein. The transcript has a single exon. Lineage: Eukaryota; Euglenozoa; Kinetoplastea; Trypanosomatida; Trypanosomatidae. Gene Ontology annotation, molecular function: calmodulin binding. Bases 1 to 2328 code for a protein of 775 amino acids. Gene Ontology annotation, cellular component: motile cilium. The record is from RefSeq and is a predicted model, not a curated record.